CGAUGACUUUAUGUGUACAAUCUACCACUCUGGGUUGCCCGAAAAUGUUGGCUUCCAAUCAAUAUCCAGACCCUAUGGCAUGCCAACUAUAUCCAAACUAGUUCGAACAACUAAAAGGAUAAGAAGGUCUUCAUACCAUGAUGUGAUAAGGGUGUCAAAGAUACAAAAAUACCUAGACAUAAUUGGAGUUCAAACAUAUGUUAUCAAUAGUGCUAAGGUUGUUUUCAUCAACGAAAGGUCACAGUCAAGGCCAGGAAAGGGUGUCAUCAAAACCUGUGAAGUCUAUGAGUGUAGCCUUGUCAACAAAUCCAAAUUUUUCUCUCUCGGUUGCAAGAUAGUUGGCACUUCAAUGGAUUUCAAGAAGAAAAAGAGGCAAAUGGGAAUGGCAUCAGAUUUAGAGGAUUCAUACAGCAGUAGUAGCAACCAUUGAAAUUACCUCAAGAAUAGUAACAACAACAAAAUCCAAAGCUUUAGCCCAUCAACACCCCCACCAAUAUCGGUUAAUUACCAAACUACUAAAUGAAGAAAAAGGAUUCCGCAUAAAGCCCUAAUGGUAGGUCUAAUUAUAGAAUAUUAAGCCAUACUAUUUAACUAUUAUUGCCCCACAUAUACAAAGGUAAUUAUCUUGUAUAUAGAAGCAACAAUGGUGAACAAGAAGGGCAAGAGAGAAAAUGAGAGAAAAAAAUUUGUUAAAUAGAUGACGUCAUUUAUGACGUCGUGCACUUAUGUGGCAUGCCACAUGGGCUAUUAUGUUGACCUACAGUUUGAUUAACGGUCAACAUGAGUUGAUCGUUAAAACUGGGUUGAUUUCUUAAAAAUCAUAAUAUUGAGGGUGUCAAUCAAAAAAUAAAAAGGUCAAGGGUACAAAACUGAAAGCCCCCAAACAUUGAGGGUUUUUUUGCAAUUAUGCCUUCUAAUUUCUACCACAAAAUUCAAAAUUUGUGUAAUUUAGUCCCUAUUGCAAAAAAUC
Molecule: messenger RNA, 970 nt
Organism: Gossypium raimondii (Peruvian cotton)
Lineage: Eukaryota; Viridiplantae; Streptophyta; Magnoliopsida; Malvales; Malvaceae
Product: protein RGF1 INDUCIBLE TRANSCRIPTION FACTOR 1-like
Exons: 3
Coding region: 11-430 (139 amino acids)
Source: RefSeq, a predicted model, not a curated record